AUGGUUGACAUGGAGGGCCAGAUUCCGUCAUCCUUGGAUCCAUUGGCUGAGACCAAGCGUUUUGCUAAUUCCAAAGGUGGGUAUGUUCAUCUCCGGAUUCAGAAGAGGAAUAGAAGGAAAAGUAUAACCACAAUUGAAGGAUUGAAUGAGAAUUUCGGCUACUCCAAGAUCCUCAAAGACCUCAAGAAAGAGUUAUGUUGUAAUGGAAAUGUUGUCCAGGACAAAAAUCUAGGCAAGGUGAUUCAACUCCAGGGCGAUCAGCGCGCCAAUGUCAUCAACUUCCUUGUCAAAGAAAUGCUUGCGGACAAGAACCAGAUCAAAGUUCAUGGCUUUCAAGGACGUGGGGUUGUGUGAUUUGGAGAAUGAGAAAUACUGUGUAUACAUAUUUUUGAUACAUAAUUUAAGUAUACAAAUAAUGUGUCAUUUUGUGAUUGAGUGUUAUUUUAUCUUUAAUUUAAAAUUAUUUAAUCA
Messenger RNA from Mangifera indica (mango), 471 nucleotides. RefSeq names its product protein translation factor SUI1 homolog 2-like. Gene Ontology annotation, molecular function: translation initiation factor activity; RNA binding. Bases 1 to 354 code for a protein of 117 amino acids. Gene Ontology annotation, biological process: translational initiation. The transcript has a single exon. The record is from RefSeq and is a predicted model, not a curated record. Lineage: Eukaryota; Viridiplantae; Streptophyta; Magnoliopsida; Sapindales; Anacardiaceae.